AUGCACGAGAUAGUACGGGUUUUUACGCCAUACGGAAUUGAUGUUAGCCGGCGCCAUCUGACACUUACAGCUGAUUAUAUGACAUUUUCGGGAAGAAUACAACCAUUCAGCCGUAGCGCAAUGGGUUUCAGCGCAUCACCAUUGCAACGGAUGACUUUCGAAACAACAGUAGCAUUCAUGCGUGAUUCACUCAUACACGGUGAUGAUGAUUAUUUGGCAUCGCCCUCAUCAAGACUGGUGGUUGGUGGAUUAUUGCGUGGUGGCACUGGUAUUUUUGAUUUGAUACUGCCGAAGCAUGAAGCUUUGGGAAGCUUUAAAAAAUCCUGUUAA
Messenger RNA from Gongylonema pulchrum, 330 nucleotides. The record is from the annotation of a GenBank genome assembly. Lineage: Eukaryota; Metazoa; Nematoda; Chromadorea; Rhabditida; Gongylonematidae.